This is a messenger RNA of Trifolium pratense (red clover), 504 nucleotides long. Its product is annotated as vicilin-like. The record is from RefSeq and is a predicted model, not a curated record. Bases 1 to 504 code for a protein of 167 amino acids. Lineage: Eukaryota; Viridiplantae; Streptophyta; Magnoliopsida; Fabales; Fabaceae. The transcript has 3 exons.
AUGGCAAUCAAAGCUCCAUUUCAACUUUUGAUGCUGUUGGGAAUUAUUUCCCUAGCUUCCUCAGUUUCUGUCUCUUCUAGACAUGAUCAAGAAAACCCUAACCCUUUUUUGUUUAAGUAUAACCGUUUUCAAACUCUUUUCGAAAAUGAAAAUGGUCACAUCCGUCUCCUUCAAAGGUUCGACAAACGUUCCGAGAUAUUUGAGAAUCUUCAAAACUAUCGUCUUUUGGAAUAUAAUUCUAAGCCUCACACACUUUUUCUUCCACAACAUAAUGAUGCUGACUUUAUCCUUGCAGUUCUAAGUGGGAGAGCCAUUCUAACAGUGUUGAACUCCAAUGAUAGAAAAUCCUUUAACCUUGAGCGCGGUGAUACCAUUAAACUUCCUGCUGGCACCAUUGCGUAUUUGGCAAACCAAGACGACAAGCAAGAUCUUAGAGUAUUAGAUCUCGUCAUCCCAGUAAACAAACCCGGUCAAUUUCAGCAGUCCCCAACAAAAAUCCAAUAA